Molecule: messenger RNA, 1220 nt
Organism: Aureobasidium pullulans EXF-150
Lineage: Eukaryota; Fungi; Ascomycota; Dothideomycetes; Dothideales; Saccotheciaceae
Exons: 1
Coding region: 429-1040 (203 amino acids)
Source: RefSeq, a predicted model, not a curated record
CCAACUCAUUACUCGUCACUUUCCCAAGAGAUCCAUAUAACUAUACUCAAGAUGUCGGAAGCUUCCUUCAACCCCAAAAGUGACAUUCCAGACCAGUCCGGACGCGUCUUCCUCAUCACUGGUGGUACAUGAUCACACUUCCCCCGCACCAUAUAUAACUACAACUGACCUCCGUUCCAGGAACAACUGGCCUUGGCGCAUCCUCUAUCCAAUUCAUCGCCGCCCAUCACCCAGCACAUAUCUUCUUCUCCGGUCGUAACAAAGCCCGCGCCGCAGAGCUCAUCACAAAAGUCCGACAAGCCUCGCCUUCCACCAAACUUAGCUUCAUUGAAUGCGACCUCAGCAGCCUCUCCUCGGUCAAAACCGCGUCCCAGGAAUUACUCACCAAGACAGACCGCCUUGACGUCCUUAUGUGCAAUGCGGGCAUUAUGGCCACGCCCGAUGCGCUAUCGAAAGACGGCUAUGAAAUCCAGUUGGCGACAAACCACCUCGGCCACGCUCUCCUCAUCAAGUCUCUACUCCCUUGCCUACUCAAGACUGCAGAGCAACCAAACUCGGACGUGCGCAUCGUCAGUCUUACAUCUUCUGCGCACGAAAUGGUUCCAAACGCAGGGAUAGAAUUCAACAAAUUGAAGACUCUGGGGGCAAAUUACGGACCUUUUUACCAACCCAACAAAUGGAUGUGCUACGGUCAAUCUAAGCUCGCAAACCUGCUCUACGCCAACCAACUCGCGGAGAGAUACCCGAGUAUAACGUCGGUCGCCGUUCAUCCUGGGUUCAUCAAGACGGCGCUUCAUGAUAACAACGGGCUGGCGGACCGCAUGGUCGUGAAUUUCAAAGCAGAUAAAUGGGUCAGUGAAGAGGAGGGCGCGUAUACUCAGACGUGGGCUGCUACCACAGCAAAAGAGAAGCUCAGCAGUGGCGCUUACUAUGUGCCUGUUGGUGUGAAGACCACACCGAAGGUGAAGCAGGCGAAGGACGUGGGGCUCGCAAAGGAGUUGUGGGAGUGGACGGAGGUUCAACUGGAGAAGUGGGUUUGAAGACAAGAGAAGGGUUUCUCGGGGUCUCUGCCAAGGCGGGUCAAGAUGCCUCGGCAUGUUUCGUCUCCGCAUUUCCUCCGCAUCCGCGGUUACUGUGAUGGACAGGCAAGCUGACAUAUUUUGCUCCAAACACUUUCUCCUAUUCAAUACCAUACCAAUCAAUUCAAAAUGUCAGCCGAA